This is a messenger RNA of Plasmodium gonderi, 1029 nucleotides long. RefSeq names its product translation initiation factor EIF-2b alpha subunit. The record is from RefSeq and is a predicted model, not a curated record. Gene Ontology annotation, molecular function: translation initiation factor activity; guanyl-nucleotide exchange factor activity. The transcript is spliced from 4 exons. The coding region runs from base 1 to 1029 and encodes 342 amino acids. NCBI's taxonomy places the organism in Eukaryota, Apicomplexa, Aconoidasida, Haemosporida, Plasmodiidae. Gene Ontology annotation, biological process: translational initiation. Gene Ontology annotation, cellular component: eukaryotic translation initiation factor 2B complex.
AUGGACCAUUGUGAAUAUACAAAUGAAGAAGGUGAUGUUCUCGAGGAGCAUGAAGUUGUACGAACAUUCAAAAAACACUACUUUGAUGGCAAGGAUGAGAUGCACAUUGCAGCCAUUAAGGCCAUAGCACAAAUUUUACAAAGCAAUUCCACAAAGACUAACUUCGAAUUGUUUAUUAACUUAAGUGAAGCUAAAAUGAAGCUAAAUAAUUUUUUGAAAAACAAGAAAACGCAAAAAGAGAUUAUAGCUAUGCCCCAUUCUAAGCGAAUGACCAUUUAUCCUAUUCUUUCCUCUAGCGAUAUUUAUCUUCACUUUUUAGUGAAAAAAUAUACACAUAAUGAGAACAACUUUUCCAACAUGAAAAGCCUGAUGACCAGGGGCGCGAAUAAUUUUCCGGAAAGUGUUAAAAAAAGUUUAACUGCCAUAGGAAAUAGAAGCAAUAGCAUGUUCAUUAAUAGGAAGACAACCAUCUUAACACAUAGCAAUUCUGAAUGUGUAAAAAGCUUGUUAUUAAAUGUUGUAAAAAAUCAAAUGAAACAGGUGAGUGUCUAUUUUACCAGCACAGAAUAUAUUUGUGAGGACUAUUUGAAGAAAGACAAAAAUUUCGAUGACAAGUUUAUUCAAGAUUUGCAGAAAGAAAAUAUUAAGGUAACCAAAAUUCAUUUUAAUAAUGUUAAGGAUAUAUUAGGUACAAUCGACUUUGUAGUUAUAGGAACAGAACUCGUGUUUGACAAUGGGGGAAUUAUUAACAAAAAAGGUAUUAAAGUCUUAGCCGAAUUAUGUUCAUUAAAUAAAAAAGAAUUUUAUGUCGCAUGUGAAGCAUAUAAAUUUUUAAAAAUUGAGAGAAUAAAAAAUUGGUCUCAUGAUCUUUAUUCUUACUGUACCAAAAAUAUAGCUACCGAAGCUGGAAAUUUUUAUGAAUUUCUACCACACCAUUUUAUUACUCUUUUUUACACGGACAUUGGAAUUUUUCCUCCAUCUGCAAUAUCGUACGAACUGAAUCAAAUAUACAUAAACGACGCUAUAUAA